CUUCCAGCAGCUAUGUUGCUUGGCCGGCGCAGACACGAUGAGAAUUUGCGGGAAACCUUUGCGGAAACAUGUACCUAUCAUUGUGUCGUGCGUUUCCCUCCUGCUUUUCGUGCUCGUGCUGACUCUCCAUUCAUCCACGAGGAAAGUGUGGAAGUUCGGCUACGCUGUCACAAUCGAGCCGGACGAGGCAGGAGCCACCGUAUCUCAGAAGCCGAUCCUCGUCUGCGUGUCGUCUGCCUCGGCCAACAGGGAAAAUCGCGACGUCAUACGUGAGACAUGGGGUUCCCAUCCGUUGCUGCGGGUGCUUUUCUUCUUGGGCGUCAACAUCGAGCAUCAAGCGGACGUCAUCGAAGAAGCCCGAAAGCAUGCAGACGUGGUUCAGUAUAAUUUCUUGGACACAUAUCGGAACCUGACGUUGAAGACGGCUUCGAUGAUUCAUUGGGCUCAUCACAAUCGAUGGAAGCAGCGGGAAAUCGUCCUGAAGGUCGAUGACGAUACUUUCCUCAACACGCGGGUUUUGGAAAAGCAUCUCGAUCGCUUCCAGCGACCGGCCAUCUACGGGAGCGUUCUAAAAGACGUCGCGCCUGUCAGAGAUCCGACCAGUCAGUAUUACCUGAGUUGGGCAGAGUACUUCUUCCCGACGUUCCCACCGUAUCUGAGCGGUGCCCUCUACGUUCUCCAGGAGGGAAUCAUUGGAACUCUGUAUCAGAACAUGUGCAAGCUCACGUAUUUGGCCAUAGAAGAUGUCUACUUCACCGGUCUCCUUGCCGAUUUCAUUGGAGUGGAGAGAAUCGCCCUGCCUCAAUCGGCGCGAUUGCUCGACGUGCCCGAGUACAUCAGCGACCGCCGCACAGCUUGGUUCUACGGUGAGGUAAACCUGGAUGUCUCCGCUUUGUUGGGGGUGCAUUACGUUACUCCGGAGCUCCAGAUGAAGUAUUGGAAACAGAUAAAAACGGAUCCUUGAGAGACUCUCAACAUACGCGCAUCAGCGGAAAUUCUCUUCUUCCAUUUAUUUAUUGACCCGGGGCAAAAGUGCCCUACACGUGAGACGCCAGCGUGCUCGUCAUGCGGCGAUGGCGGAAGACCUCCUCGCGCUUAGGGGCCGAGGAAUCGUGGAAAAUCUGCUUGAGAUCGUGGAAACGAAGAGCAUGUUGAUAAUAAAGAAGAAUAGCUA
Molecule: messenger RNA, 1174 nt
Organism: Galendromus occidentalis (western predatory mite)
Lineage: Eukaryota; Metazoa; Arthropoda; Arachnida; Mesostigmata; Phytoseiidae
Product: beta-1,3-galactosyltransferase 5
Exons: 1
Coding region: 38-964 (308 amino acids)
Biological process (GO): protein O-linked glycosylation
Cellular component (GO): Golgi membrane
Molecular function (GO): hexosyltransferase activity
Source: RefSeq, a predicted model, not a curated record